UUGAACACUCAUCUGUCAAACCGCUCCACAUCAUUCAGAAGAGGACUUUACAAGAAACGAUCGGCCAGCAUGAAACUGUUGAUCAUAGCAGCUGCUUCUCUGGCAGUGGUGAGCUGUGCCAGCCUCUCACUGGAGGACCUGGAGUUCCACGCAUGGAAACUCAAGUUUGAUAAAUCAUAUAACUCACCUCAGGAGGAGGCCCAUCGUAAAAACAUUUGGCUCUCCAAACGACAUCAGGUCCUGACCCACAACAUCCUGGCUGAUCAGGGCACCAAGAACUACCGCAUGGGCAUGAACCAGUUCUCUGACAUGGAUAGUGAGGAAUUCCGUCAGAAUGUCCUCCUCAGAAACAUGAUCCCCUCCAAUGAGACCAGAACCCUGCCCCACAGAGGCAUAAUCACCUCCACACCUAAAGGGAGUGCUGUGAAGCUGGCUGCUUCUAUGAACUGGAAGGAUAAAGGCUGUGUGACUCCUGUGAAAAACCAGGGGCAAUGUGGAUCCUGCUGGGCCUUCAGCACGACAGGUGCGCUGGAGUCCCACUAUUGUAUUAAAUAUGGCUACCUGCCCUCUCUGAGCGAACAGCAGCUGGUGGACUGCACCGCUUCCUAUGGAGACCAGGGCUGCAGUGGUGGCUGGAUGAACCCAGCAUUUCAAUACAUCAGCAAUAAUGGAGGACUCGACACAGAGGACUAUUACCCCUACGAGGCAAAGAAUGGCUACUGCCGCUUCAAUCCCUCUGGCAUGGGAGCCACCUGCAGUGGGUAUGCUGACGUAACGCCCAAAGGUGAUGAAUCUGCACUGCAGUGGCAUGUGGCCAACCUGGGACCUGUGUCCGUGGCCGUCGACGCAGAACACUUCCAGAACUACGGAUCUGGUGUCUUCUACGACUCUUACUGCAGCAGCAGUAAUGUGAACCACGCUGUGCUGGUGGUGGGUUAUGGAACUGAGGGAGGUCAAGACUACUGGCUGGUGAAGAACAGCUGGGGCACAUACUGGGGAGAGCAAGGCUAUAUCAAGAUGUCCAGGAAUCGGGGUAACCAGUGUGGCAUUGCGUCUUAUGCCUCUUACCCCACAGUCUGACGAGUUCAAGAUGGUCUCAAUACAACUACAAACCUCAAUGAUGACUCAUUUUUGUAUCCACUGUUUCAAAUUCUGGAUAUUUUUGCCUCAACAACACAUGAUACAGCCUUAGACAAGACCCAAUUUAAUUCUGUGGUCACUGCAUCAUCUUUAUCUCAUUCCUCUAGUUAUAUAUUUCUUAAACAUACUGUAUAUUGUCAGGGAAAUGUGUCAUUUUAGAGACAUUUGUAAGGUUUUAUCAUGAAUUAAUUCUCCUGGUAAACAUCUCUGGAGUUUUAUAUGUGAUGUGCAAUCUGUUUGCAGUCUAAUUUCAUUAGCUGGUGUUUUUGUAAAUGAAGGAUUAUUCUAUUUCACUUGUGUGACCUGAUGUUGAGUUGUGCUACAUGUGACCAGGUGUGACCUGAUGUUGAGUUGUGCUACAUGUGAGACCAGGUGAGAUCUGCUGCAGAGAUGGGCUGGAGACCAUAACAUCCAAGCACAGCUCAUCUUAGCUAAGAAAGAGGUUGAAGUGCAAACCACAAGGCUUAGACACUCACUGAAAAGGAUACAGUGAGGAGCAUAUGUAUUUGAUACCAUCCUAAAACAGGAUCAUUUGACAAUUGAUCUUAAUGCCUUAAUUAA
Molecule: messenger RNA, 1701 nt
Organism: Sardina pilchardus (European sardine)
Lineage: Eukaryota; Metazoa; Chordata; Actinopteri; Clupeiformes; Clupeidae
Product: procathepsin L-like
Exons: 9
Coding region: 70-1080 (336 amino acids)
Biological process (GO): immune response; positive regulation of apoptotic signaling pathway; positive regulation of peptidase activity
Cellular component (GO): lysosome
Molecular function (GO): cysteine-type endopeptidase activity; cysteine-type endopeptidase activator activity involved in apoptotic process
Source: RefSeq, a predicted model, not a curated record